UAAUAUUUAUUUAAUUGCACAUCGAAUCGAGAGUUAUAAAGAUAACUACAGGUGAUUUUAUCAACUUGAUACUAAACUUGUAAUUCAAAUGUGUCAGCGAUUGUGUUGAGAUGCGUUUACUUUUUCUAUUCAUCACUGUUUACUCAACGUCAGCCGAAUUUAAUGACGAUUCGGUAGAAAAAACAGAGGAAUUUGGUACAGAACUAGGUGAACGAAUAUUUGGUUUUGCAGAAAGUACGCAAGGAUGUUCAAGGCCACCAAAAACUCAAAUCGAAAUACUCAUUGGUGAUACAUUUUAUUUACUUUGCAAGCAUUUUGAUCCACAAACAAGAGAUCGAAUUAUUAAAACUGUCAGUUUAUCAAAUUCUGAUGAUGAAAAUGAUGAAAAUUCAUCGGAAAUUUUCGAUAAUUGUUUGGAAAUAAUGAAACCUGAAUUUAUGUCAUGUUUCAAAUGGGUUUUUGAUGCUUACGAUUUGGCUGGCAUUGAAAGUCCUCCAGAAUGUCUUAAAAAUUUGGCAAUAUUUCCUAAUAAUAAUUUAAAACUAUUUUGGCUUAAAAAAUUUAAUUUGGUAAUUAAAUAUAUUGAGCAAAUUAUUAUUGGCUACAAAAAAUUCAAUCCAGCUCGCGAAAUUAUUGAAAAAUAUUUAGAGCAAGGAAUUUUAAAACGAUGGAAAAAAUUCAAACUAUUUUCGUAUGCUAAAAUGAAAAUAACUGCUUGGAAUUCUUCGGAGAUAAAAGAUAAAAAUGAGAGAUUGCAUAAAAUACUUAAAGAUCCUCCAAGUCUUAUACAAAUAUGUACACUUACUAAAGAAUGGUUAGAUCGACCAACAGAUUUUAAAGCCAACAAUUGCUUACGGCAAAUAAUGGGAAAUAUUUUGAUUUUUGAACAAUUUUUACAACAACAAGGAGUAACUUUGGAAACAGAAUUUAUGGACAAUGAUGAAUUAUUACUCAUUCAUUUGUUACACAUCACUAAAAGUGUACUCGGACGUCAGCAAGUUCCAUCGCGUAGAUUUUUGUCGUCUAAAUUUAAAAAAAAAUCACCUUACGAAGCUGCCGUAAAACUUCAGGAAAUAAAAGCUGUAAAUGUUAAGUGUAUGGAUGAGUUGCGUGAAAAAUAUGACAAAGAAAAAACCGGAAAAAUAUCAAAAUUGUUGCAUGAAAAACAUUUACAACAAUGUCUUGAUAGUUUUGUAAAUAAAACAGAGUCUGCUGGAGAGUCUGCUAAAAAAAUAAUAAUGAAAACAAUUCAUGCUGACAAACAAGAAGAUGUAACUCAUGCUGAAAAAAAAUUAAUAAAAUCAGUGAUGCUUUCGUACAGAAGACUGAAACCACUUCAACCGACAAUUGACAAUAUUGUCGAACAAGGUAUUUCAAAUGAUAUAUCACGUUACCCAUGGGCAAAUAAUGUUAUAAAUAAUUAUCAAAAAUCAACGAUACCAAAUAAAUAUGCUAAAUUGGAAAAUGCCGUUCGUUCAUCCAGUUAUAGUAUGUCAUCAAGUACUUCGUGUAAAAAAAUACCUGGUAUGAGAAAAAAUAACUGUUGGUCUAAUUACAUUCAGCAAAACGCCAUAGUAGAAAAUAAAUUAAACAAAGAUGGAAUAAGUUUGGAGUAUCUUUAUUUGGGUGAUCCCUUCAAGAUGAACUUGAUUUAUUCAAUUGAUCAAUCGCUAAAGAAAAAAGAACGCGGACGAGGUAGAAUUAUUUCUCAAUAUCGUAUUGCAUUGGAUCCAGAAGUUCAAGUUGAUGGUAAAUUAUUGGAUUCUUUGGCUGAGGAUCAAUUUGAUGGUCCCGAUGAUUUUAAAAAUACAACUGAUAUUGAGUUAUUGAUAAAUGACGAGGAUAAUAAAGACAAUGAUGAUCUAGAAGCAGUAAAAGCUCGAGGAUUAUGGGAUCCCUUUGCUAGUAUUUAAUGAUAUUACUAUUAUUAUCUCUUGCAUACAUACUGUUAUUAAAAGAAAAAACAUUCAAUAA
This is a messenger RNA of Microplitis mediator, 1974 nucleotides long. RefSeq lists its product as uncharacterized. Bases 111 to 1913 code for a protein of 600 amino acids. The record is from RefSeq and is a predicted model, not a curated record. The transcript is spliced from 2 exons. NCBI's taxonomy places the organism in Eukaryota, Metazoa, Arthropoda, Insecta, Hymenoptera, Braconidae.